Colletotrichum orchidophilum is the source of this 2805-nucleotide messenger RNA. RefSeq lists its product as uncharacterized. The record is from RefSeq and is a predicted model, not a curated record. The transcript has a single exon. Bases 1 to 2805 code for a protein of 934 amino acids. Lineage: Eukaryota; Fungi; Ascomycota; Sordariomycetes; Glomerellales; Glomerellaceae.
AUGGCUGCCAUGCGAGACGCUGAGCUCGAAGACGUGCCACCUCCGCCGUACUCCGAGACAGACAUAUACUCAACCUCCGGCCGACCGUCGAACGCGCCCUCAAAUUCACCACACGUCCCGUCCCAUCAUGGCGAAAACGACGCCGCAUCGCGCGUUUCCUCGCAUGCCUCGUCUCACAGCGAAGUCAUCUUCACCCCGCCAUUGACACCCCGCACCAGCGGCCCAGGCAGCAACGGUGGCGGCGGCGGUGGCGGCAUCCAUCAUCACGGCUCGAAUGCCAGUCUCGACCUCUCAAGCCGCUCUCUGGCGACGGGGGGAUUUCAUCAACCUCAAUCGGCGUCGGCAUCGGCAUCAGCGUACUCGGAGUUUACGGCAUCCUACUUCGAAUCCAGACCCGCGCCCGCGGCACUCGCCCCCUCACCCAGAGACCAUCUUCUCGUCCACGCACUGACCGUCACCCCGACCUCGACACCGGACGACGUACCCUACUCCCCCGCAUGGGCGGCCCUCGACGUCACGCAGCAGGACUGGGCGACAUUCACCAACUGCCUGAUCCCGCAUCACGCCGCGGCGCGAAACGAGGCCGUCAUCAACCGCAAGCUGCAAGCAGAGGAGGAGGCCCUCGCUGCCGCCGCUGCUGCGUCGAAUGGGAGCGGCGCCGGCGGACAGAGCACGCACGCCACGGCGCAAUUGGAUCAGAUCCGCGCGGACCCGGACACCGACCCCGGCGCGGCGGCUGCUGCCUCCGGGCUGAGGAGAGAGGAUGCGGAGGGGGUGGUCGCGCAGUGGAACGAGGGCUUCUUCCGGCCCAGGGGCAUGCUCAUCACGCUGAUACCCGAGGUGGUGGAGGAGGAUCUGCACAUGCCGGGCGCGUGGGACCGGUCCUUCGACAGGACUGUCGAGAAUCCUGCCGCCGGAGGAGGCGGCGAUCGUAGUGUUGGUAGCGGUCCCACGCUCGUACCGUUCCCCGCACAUCCAGGUCAACUUCCCGCGAUGCAGCCGCAGCAGCCGCAGUCAGGCUCGACUGAUUCUCGAAACAGUUGGACUUUUGGCGGCAUCACGGUCUCGACGGAUGGCAUAUCAAUCGGCGACCGCAUCAUCGCGGGGAGCAACGGCAUCCGGGUAGGGAACCUCAUCGCGGACGAGAACGGCAUUCGGUUCGGGAGCACCGCCACGCCGCGCGCACAAGCGCACUACGUCGGUCCGGGCUGGGCUCCUCCUCCUCCGCCCGCGCCUCCGGGACCGGCACCAGUGCCGAUGUUCGGUUCCGGAUCCGGACCUUUCCCUCCGGCGGGUCCUCAUCUCCAGCCGAUUAUUUCAUAUCCAGGCCCCAAUGAGCAGCAUCCCUUCUUACAAGGCGGCGGUGGUCCCGGACAACACGCACCCCACGAGGGCGGGGGUGGAGGCGGCGCAGCCCGCGGUCGACCUCCUGGUCGGUACCCCUCAGAUCAGCGCUCCAUCUCAUCAUCCUCCUCCGCCUCCUCAACAUCAUCCACGUCCUCUGCAUCCUCCAUCGGCUCACUACCAGACUACGAAGACCUUUACCCCUCACAGCUCCCGAUCUAUAAGCAGCGCUUAACCUCCUGGCUCGCGCACCCAGAGCAGCCCGUCACGAAAGACGACAUUGCCCAGCUCCGUGAGGAAAUACGCUCCGCGAGUGCUACGGCGGCGGCAGAGGACCAGAAAGACCAGCGAGAUAAUCAGGUAGACCCAGCAGCCACCAACACGUCGAAAAAGGUGGAGGAAAAGGCACUCAAAGCCGAGAUCAGGAGCAUUACGCAAGAUUGGCGCAAGCUCAAGCGCCAACAGCGCGCGGCCCGCAAGGAAAAGCGGAGGGAACGGCGCACGAGAAGGAAGGAGGAGAAGAGGGAGCGUAGGGAGGAGAGGAGGGAGAAUAGGGAGGCAAGGCGAGAGCAGAGGGAAGCGCAAAGAGAAGCGCGGAGGGGCGAUGGCGGACGUGGUGGAUCGGUAGAGGGUCCUAAUCACCAUCAUCAUCAACAACAUCAACACCAUCAUCAUCAACACCAACACCAACAACAGCACCAACAGUACCAACAGCACCAUCAAGGACAACACCAACAGCAUCACGGUCCCGGACCGACGGCGUGGGGCGCGCCCGGGGCGUUCGUGCCGCCGCCGCGUGUGCAUGUUCCCCCGCGCCCCGUGGUGCAUGGCACUCCCCCUAUGCCAAACUUCCCACACAACGUCUCCCCCGUUCCGAAUGCUUGGGGCUUCCCAUGGGGACCACCAGGGCCGGGCAGGGGUCCCGUGCCCGGCGGGUUCCCAGGCGGCGGCGGCGGUCCCGGUCCCUGGGGAGGAUGGGGACGCGGCCACGGCGGCGCCGAAGAAAGGGGUAGCGAGUCAACGCUACCCCCUUCGAUCAACGGCGGUGUCCCGCCCGGAGCAUGGCCCACGGCACCAGGGGACAGGAGCCCCAGCUACGGCGGUGGCGGGUCCUCUACGCCGCCCAUACCGGCGCCGGCGCCCUCGUCUCAGGCGCUCUUCAAGGCGGCAGAUGAGAUGGAGAAGGAAAUCGUCAGGAGGGUCGGAGAAUUGGACAAGGUUAGGACCGAGAUGCGGGAUAGUAAUCCCGGAAGAGGACGUUGCGGCGGUGGGCGCGGCCGAGGGCGUGGAGGUUGGGGAUGGGGGCGGGUAUGGGGCGAGAGAGGCAGCGAUCAGAUGACGCACCGCUUGGAGGAGGAGAUUGACGAGUUGUCGAGAAACGUGGAGAAGCUCAGGGUCGAGGCAGACGCGGAGUUUGCGAGGGAGCUGGCGGCGGAGGACCAGAAAUCUGGGGGGUGGUAA